Cinara cedri is the source of this 1860-nucleotide messenger RNA. The record is from the annotation of a GenBank genome assembly. NCBI's taxonomy places the organism in Eukaryota, Metazoa, Arthropoda, Insecta, Hemiptera, Aphididae.
AUCUACUACAAAAUCUGAUAAUUAUAAUAACAUUACCGUCAUCACGAUGCUUCAUUAGUACAAAAAUGAAUAGAUAACACUCAUUAUAGUUUUCUAUUUAGUUCGGCCUCAGGGCAGAUAUCACUGCGUUCGCGGUUACCCUCGAUCGAGGUCGUAAUAUAAUUACGUAGGGAAAUGGCAUUAAAUAAUUUAACGAACGCAAGUUGACGAGAAAAAAAAAAAAAUGUUUGUUGACGAAAAAUUACAAUAAAAGGGCGAGCGGUUUCAAAAUGAAAACCAGUACGACCGCGUGCAGCAAACAGACACGAGAUUUAACACGAUAAUUUUUAAUAUUUUUGGACAAAGAAAAACAACCGGUUAGAAAAUGUCGGCGAAUAAACUCCUUAUGGUAAGUAUGUUAAAUUUAUUAUGGCCAUAGUAUAUAGUUACGUUUAAAAUGUAAAAAAAUAAUUAAAAUCGAGUGUGUCUCGCAUAUUAUAAUAUACAAUGAACAAAUAUAAUUAUUUUUGGACAACGUAACUAUUAAUUAAUAAUCAUUUAAUUACAAUUAUCUUUUUAUUGAAAAAUAAUAUCCUCGAAGGUACUCGUGAAACUACAUAGAAUGUGAUAUUAAUAAUUGUAUGCAGGUACCUAUAUAGUGUUAGGGUAGCGUUGAACAAUAGAUUUUUAUUAUUAGAAAAAAUUAGUUUUCUUAAAGUAUAAAUGUAUAAAUUUUCAUUUAGAAUAUUCAAAAGCGGUGAAUGAACACCAAUAAGUAUUCAAAUUUAAUAUCAUUUUGAUUUUGAAAGAAACAAAAAAUACGUUUCCAAAUAAGUGUUUCUUUUUUUUUUUUUUUUUAUAAAUGGCGUUAUCGUACGACAUUUAUCCAACGUUUUUACACUGUUCCGAAUUGCGUUCGCCCGAAUGAAGCGCAAUCUUCAAAAUAUAAAAAAAAAAACACAUUUUCCGCUGAGAACGUAAUAAAAUACAACGUGUAUUGUGUGGGGUAAAAAAUCGCGAUUCGAAAGUGCCCAAUGAAAACACAUAACAGUUUUAUGACUUAGAAAACUGUAGCGAAUUAUCGAAGCGAUAACUUUAUACUUGAAAAUUAUUUCGUUGUUUAUUGUGAAUUUAAGAUGCGCGCACAACAGACGUGAGCUUCUCGUAGGUCGCAAAACCCGUGUUAUACAAUAUAAAGUUGCAAACGGAUUAUUAUCUAGAUAACUUAAAAUUGUCUUGUAUCAUUCGUUAAUUGUUUUCUUUAUAUUUACGUAGAUAAAAAUAUUGGUUAUCUUUCUCAACACUGGACAUAUACAAAUAAUAUAGACGGCUAAAAAAUUCUGGUUUUUUCAGUUGAUGUUAUCGGUAUUGGUGGUAAUGAUUUCCUUCGUCUUCGCCUUGCCUACUCCGGCCGAUACAGAAACCAUGAAACCCGCAGAAACUUCUCACUUGUCGUUCAGAUUCGGCGGUUAUCCGGGUUACGGAUACGGAUUCGACGGGGGAUACGGAUACGAUAGCGGAUAUGGAUACGGCGGAUACCGAGGUGGUAUAGGUACGGUUAUCUAAUUAUUUUAGUUUGUGAAAUUCACGAAAAAUAUUGUUUUAUUAAUAAUUGUAUAGUUGAGUUUAAAAAAAAAAAUACCGUUUAUGAUUUACAGGCUUGAGUAUCAACAGCCCGUAUUACAACGCCUAUCGAUCUGGUUACAUGAUGAACCGCUAUCCUGAACAUAUUUUUUUCAAAUAGGUGUUAAAACCGAUUUGACGAUAACAAUGUUUCAACGCAGCCAUAAAUAAAUGUAAAUUACACUGAGCAAUCAAACAAAAUUUCGUUUAAUUAAAAAAAAAAAGAAACAAUAAUAAAUAAUAAAUUCAAUUGAAAAU